Molecule: messenger RNA, 2405 nt
Organism: Leptopilina heterotoma
Lineage: Eukaryota; Metazoa; Arthropoda; Insecta; Hymenoptera; Figitidae
Product: nucleolar protein 58-like
Exons: 4
Coding region: 144-1937 (597 amino acids)
Cellular component (GO): small-subunit processome; box C/D methylation guide snoRNP complex
Molecular function (GO): snoRNA binding
Source: RefSeq, a predicted model, not a curated record
AGACUGCUUUAGACAUGCAAAUGAUUUAAAAGCUGUGCUGUGGUGCAAGGAAAGUUUAACAGCAUUUUACUUCCGCGUGGUGUUUUUCAAUUUCUGUUUAAAAAAAAGACCGCAAGAGAAAAUAUUUUUUAAAAACCAGUACAAUGUUAGUACUUUUUGAAACCCCAGCGGGGUAUGCAAUUUUUAAGUUACUGGAUGAAAACAAACUAUCAAAAGUAGAUAAUCUUUAUCAUGAUUUUGAAACACCCGAAGCUGCAAGCAGAGUAGUGAAACUAAAGCAUUUUGAGAAGUUUGCCGAUACAACUGAGGCCCUGGCAGCAACAACGGCAGCAGUUGAGGGAAAACUGAGUAAAUCUUUGAAAAAAAUCUUAAAGAAAUAUUGUGCGGAAGUACAGGAACAAUUGGCCGUAGCCGACGCGAAACUAGGAUCGGCAAUUAAAGAUAAAUUGAGUUUAUCAUGCGUGAGCAAUACAAACGUUCAAGAAUUAAUGCGAUGCAUCAGAAGUCAAAUGGACAGUCUUCUUGCCGGUUUUCCCAAGAAAGAAAUGACAGCAAUGGCACUUGGUCUAGCUCACAGUCUAUCAAGAUACAAAUUAAAAUUCUCACCCGACAAAAUUGAUACAAUGAUCAUACAAGCUGUCUGCCUUCUAGACGAUCUGGACAAAGAAUUGAAUAAUUAUGUGAUGCGUUGCCGUGAAUGGUACGGAUGGCAUUUUCCCGAAUUGGGAAAACUAAUUACCGAUAAUGUCGCUUUUGUGAAAACAGUCAAUGUAAUUGGUACCAGAGAAAAUGCAGCAUCAAGUGAUUUAUCCGAUAUUCUGCCCGAGGAGGUGGAGGAAAAAGUGAAAGAGGCUGCCGAAAUUUCCAUGGGCACGGAAAUAUCACACGACGAUAUCAUCAAUAUUCAACAUUUAUGUGAUCAAGUAAUUGAAAUUUCACAGUACAGAGCACAAUUGUAUGAUUAUUUGAAAGCGAGAAUGAUGGCAAUGGCACCGAAUUUGACAGUGCUCGUUGGCGAUUUAGUUGGAGCGCGAUUAAUUUCCCACGCAGGAUCACUUAUCAAUCUUGCCAAGCAUCCAGCUUCAACUGUUCAGAUUCUCGGUGCUGAGAAAGCACUUUUCAGAGCCCUUAAAACAAAGAAAGAUACACCAAAAUAUGGAUUAAUCUAUCACGCUCAAUUGGUUGGUUCGAGUUCAACGAAGAAUAAGGGGAAAAUGUCAAGAAUGCUCGCUGCUAAGGCAUCACUAGCAAUUAGGGUGGAUGCACUCGGUGAAGAUGUGACUUUUGAUUUUGGGGCCGAACACAAGGCAAAACUCGAAGCGAAAUUACGAAUUCUCGAGGAAGGGAAUUUAAGGAAACUCAGCGGCACUGGUAAAGUGAAAGCUAAAUUCGAAAAGUAUCAAACUAAGAGUGAAAUUGUUCAAUAUCCGACGGCUGCGGAUUCAACUUUGGCGACAACUAAGAGACCAAUGAUUGAGGAAAUCAAGACUGAGGAAGAAGUGCCGAAGAAAAAGAAGAAGAAGAACGAAGAAGGUGCCGAAGGUAAAUCAACCGAAGAAGUAGAGGAGCCAGAACAAGAAUUUGUCACACCUAAGAAGAAAAAGAAGAAGAUUAAACAAGAACCCGCAGAAGAGGCUGAUAAGUCCGUCAACGUAGAAGAAGCUGAAACUUCCGAACCGAAGAAGAAGAAGAAAAAGAAAAAGGACAAAGAUUUGAGCGAAACUAUGGAAAUGGAAGAAGCGACACGAAAAGAAGAAGAAGAAGGAGCUGCAGAGUCUCUUGGUAGUGAAAAGAAGAAGAAGAAAAAGAAGCUAAAAGAAGAGAAAGUAGAAGAGGAAGAAUCAGCCAUCCCUGAUGAAUAUCAAGCUUCAAGUUCAUCAGAAAAGAAAAAGAAGAAGAAAAAGAAGCACAAGUCAACCGAAGAUCAGGACACGUAAACUUUUUUUUAAUAUAGAGAAUAUUAAAAGUAUUUUUUUCCAACUGAUCAUAAAUAAAAAGAAAACUCACAUUUUGUUAAAAAUAUCACAAAAUGUAUUCGUAAUUUGUACGAAUAAGUGUUAAAAACAGUUACUUUUUUCUAAUUCCGUAUCUUACCGAGAAUUUCCCACAAUAUUUGUAUACAUCUCCUUUUUUAAGAUUAUUUUCUCUAUUUAGUGUUUUUAUUAUUACAAUUAAUUACUCCAAUAAGUACAAAUAAUUAUUUUCUUGAAUUUACUCUCAUGAACAUGAAAUUAACAAAUUAAAAAAGAAAAAACUUUAAAAUGUCAUAGAAUUAGUUCUCAACUAGAAAGUACCUCAAUUUUUUGAUUUGUAAUAAUUAUUACUUUUAUGCAUUUUUACUGUAAAUACUAUACGUUUUUUUUAUUUCACUGUAAAUAUAAAAUACAUUUAAUUUGUAUUAUGUA